GGCCGUUAUGGCUUCCCAUACUGUACACUAGUGAGAGAUAUGCAGGUACUACAAUGGCUAUGAUUUCCGUGCGUUCUGGACUAGGUCUGUGGUGUAUCAUCCUGUCAGCAGUGACCACGGUUGAGGGGGCGUGUCCGGAGGGGUUUUUCCCGCAUGGUGACUCUUGUUACUUCUUCUCCUCCAGCAUGGAAGCUGACUGGAUCGAGGCCGGGUUUUUCUGUAACCGAUUUAAUGGGGGAGACUUAGUUGCCGUCGAAUCGCAUUCAGAAAACGAGUUUCUGUAUCAAAUAUUACAUUUUAUGCGUUCAGAUAAGAGUUUUUGGAUGGGCGGGACGGACGAGUUUGUUGAAGGUCACUGGAUUUGGAUCUCUACGAUGGACAAAAUGACCUUCACCGACUGGGGUCAAGGUUAUCACGACGGCCACGGUUCUCACGAGGACUGUCUCCAGAUCCAGGCGGGGGGUCGGUGGAAGGACGCCGUGUGCUCAGUCAGGUCCAACUUCAUCUGCGAGGUCCCUGCGCUAGGUGGGCCCGAUAUCGUUGGAUGAUGUACAUGAUGAUGUUGUUUACAUAUUGUUUAUGUGACUCUGUACUUGUUUCCGAAUAUAUCUAUAAAGUUA
Messenger RNA from Magallana angulata, 620 nucleotides. RefSeq names its product galactose-specific lectin nattectin-like. The record is from RefSeq and is a predicted model, not a curated record. Gene Ontology annotation, biological process: biological process involved in interspecies interaction between organisms. Gene Ontology annotation, molecular function: carbohydrate binding. NCBI's taxonomy places the organism in Eukaryota, Metazoa, Mollusca, Bivalvia, Ostreida, Ostreidae. The transcript is spliced from 5 exons. The coding region runs from base 54 to 548 and encodes 164 amino acids. Gene Ontology annotation, cellular component: external side of plasma membrane.